GGCUUGCGGGCCUUUCAAACAUGGAGGAGCGCGAGUGGGGGGCGAGGUCGGCUCGCGCCGGCAGCCCAGCCAGCCCGCCCAGCCCGCGGCUGGACGUCAGCUCCUACAGCUUCGACCCGCUGCUGGCCUUGUACGCGCCGCGCCUGCCGCCCAUUCCUUACCCCAACGCGCCCUGCUUCAACAACGUGGCGGAGUACGAGAGCUUCCUGAAGGGCGGGCGCACCGGGCGCGGUCGGGCUCGGGGCACCGGGGAGCCGGCCUCGGCGGGAACCUCCACCGGAACCUCCACGGGAGCCGGAACCUCCACGGGAGCCGGAACCUCGUCCAGGGCCCGUCGCCGCGCCGCGCCCACCCCGGAUCCCGAGCGCAUCCAGCGCCUGCGCCGGCUCAUGGUGGUCAAGGAGGACACGGACGGCACGGCCGGGGCGCGACGCCAGGGCCCGGGGCGCAGCAAGAAGGCACCCCGCAAUGUGCUCACGCGGAUGCCCUUGCAUGAAGGCAGCCCUCUGGGUGAGCUGCACCGCUGCAUCCGAGAGGGAGUGAAGGUGAACGUCCACAUCCGCACUUUCAAGGGGCUUCGCGGGGUCUGCACUGGCUUCCUCGUUGCAUUCGACAAGUUCUGGAAUAUGGCCCUCACAGAUGUGGAUGAGACCUACCGUAAACCUGUCUUAGGCAAAGCAUAUGAACGGGAUUCCUCGCUGACUCUCACUAGGCUGUUUGAUCGGCUGAAACUCCAAGAUUCCUCCAAAAAGGAAGCCGAUUCCAAAUCAGCUGUUGAGGACUCCACACUGUCUCGAUACUCACAGACAUCCACGUGGAAGGUGGCUUCGGUGUGGGGACGAGGAGACACUGACCGGGGCUCACACAGGCGCUCCCGCUCCGUCCCUUCUUCCCUGCAAGCAUCUGCAAGGGAGGAGUCCAGGUCUGAGCUGUCAGGGAGGACUACACGGACAGAAGGGUCCAGUGUGGGAGGUACCUUCUCCAGGGCCACCACCCUGUCACGGGGCCAGUCCCGUAAGAAAAAGCGAAAGCCCAAGGUGGAUUACCAGCAGGUAUUCACUCGGCACAUAAAUCAGAUUUUCAUCCGAGGUGAGAAUGUCCUGCUGGUUCAUCUGGCACAGUGAGCAGCUCAGCCCCACUUGACCUUUGGGUUUUAGAAAUAAAGUGCAUGAACUGUUCUUACGCUAUCUCCUAGUACCCCAAACAGUGUGAGUCAAAGUGAUUCCCGUUGGUCCUGCCCAUGCAGAGCACAGAGCUGGCUCACCCUCUGGAAGGACAGGUCAGCAGUACUAACCAGGCAAAAGCCAUUCACAGGCCAUGCUCUGACGGGCUGCUGCUGGCUGUUCCACAGUCUCAAGCAUAAGCACUUCGCUUUGACUUAGGGUCAUAGUACAAGUGGAAUCCACUCUGUGAAAACCUCAGAAAUGUCUGAGAAGGAGUCAUUUCAUUUCUAAAAGCUAGUGCUCUGAGCACCGUGAGUUUGAUCUCAUGAUGGUCAUGUUUGAGUGGUGUAAAUUGCCCAAGAUCCUGAACCCAUAUCUUGGAACUGAUCUUUGUUCUACAUCAUUCUCUCUUGAUCAAGAAAUGAAAUUUCUUAUCUUUGGAUAUUAAUAAGGUCUAGGAAAGUUACCAGCUUAUGAAGGAGUGAGGCUCGGCUAGGUGGUUGCUCAAAGCAGCCAGUGGUAACCUCUCUGCUCUGACCCCUCUCCCCAUGGGAAGGCAUGCAGAAGCCUGUCUUCCCUCACCAGAGGUGGCCUCUGCACAUGGCACACCAGAUGGGACUGUACCGCACUCAUGUUGUCCUCUCCGACUCCUGUGGCAUGGUGCUAGUGCAUGUGACCUGUGCUGUCACCCCAUGUGUUCUGUGUGCCCUGUCCUGAUGUGCCCUUCGUGUCUGACUUCAGAGAGUUCUACAUGAACUCAGUAAUACGCAUCUCUCACAUGGCUGAGAGUCACCUUUCCAGGCGGGCCUGGCCUUGUGUAGAAAGUCUCUCAGAAUGGUGUUACUGAGAAAGAGGGGUCGUGCUUUUACUCCCUGUGUCAAGCCAGUGAGGUUCUUAAAAAGAUGGGUGUGUCCUAAGGACACUUGACUCCCAUUACUGCUUGAGUGUCAGGAAUACCAAAGGACCCAGGGGUGCCCCUACUUGAAUUAUGUCACUGUAUGCUUUUCAGUCACUAGUACAGAAUGGGCUACAUCUUGACAUAGACUGUUAGGCACUAUUGACUUACAAAGGUUUGUUUAUACUUGCUCUAUCUUAGAUAACUUAUGUUCAAAGGGAGAAUGAGAAAUAGCUAGCUAGUUCAAAUGUAUGUAUGAAUAGAACAUUUCCCCUGCUGGGUUUGUGAAUAGCUUUGAUAAACCCUCUGAGAAGCAGGGUAAAUUAAGUUUAGGGGGCUGGGACACUUGGCUCUUCUGUUAGCUGGACCACUGCCUCAUCAGACAUUGAAAAGUCAGCAGAUGUGCCUCAGUUUCCCCAUCAGACACCUACCUCACCAGGGCAUUGUGGCAGAAUUUUAGGAAGGCAUUCUACAGCCUCUAAGCAUAUCUAAGUGCCAUGAAUAAAUUUUCCUUUCUCUAUAGCAUAGCUCUGUAAAACUUGUCCAGUGAGCGAGGCAGGUGCUGUAUGAGGAAGGGACCUUCCAGCUGCCGUUUCUGGUCCUGUAGCCGUCAUCAGAGGCUGUGAUGGAGCUUCAGCAGCUGCUUUCCCUGGUCUGUUCCUUCCUCUAGAAAGAAGCAGGAAUUCUCAGAGGAACACCUUCAUCUAGGAGAAAGUGACUUUGUCUCUGCUGCUGCCCCACAUCCCGGGCCUGCUUUUCAAGGGUGUCUGUUCUGGUACUGAAGGGAGAAAAUGCAUCUAAAAACAGCAUUGUUCCCCAGGGGGAUUUGUGGGCUUCUUCUCUUCUCACUUUGUCUGUUUUAUUUCUGGUUGAAUCUGAGUUUGAGGGCAGGGCAGGUGCACUGGGGUCUGUGGAAGCUCUGGGUAAAGACUUGAACUCAAAGCUCUUUGAUCCUGAAGUCUAAAUUCUCCUCUGUCUCCUGGGCCAGCGCCAGGCUUGUUCUCAAGUCAGCAGUUGCUUUGUUCACUCAUCAGUCUGGAGUGCCUCUGUCUCCAGCAGUGCUCCCCGAGUGGCAGUGCUCCCCGAGUGGCAGUGCUCCCCGAGUGGCAGUGCUUCCCCCAUCUACCCUUUUGCCCCUUAGCUAGAAGCUGGAAUGGAUGCUCUUCCCCCUGACUAUGUAGAAAUGUGCAAACAGAAGGAAUAGAACAAAUUCUGUCCAUCCUAGUGAACCUCCUGGUGCCGAUUUCAUGUUGUCAUAUAGCUCUCCCAUAUUUCCAUAAGGAUUGAUUCAUAAUUUUCCCCUCAAUAUGACAACUCUCUCUGUGAAGAUUAUCUUUAAAUUGUAUGUGUUCUAUCUUUAGAUCCCCUCCAUUUAUUUGUUUAAUUUGGAUGAUGAUUCUGAAAUGAAUACUCUCUAGGAAAUGUGCAAUUUCAUGCAAAGCAUGGUAAUUAUUUUUAGAAAAAAUCAAUUUAAUAAAUUAUUGCCUUUAGCAUUGGAACAGUUUUCAAAAAUAAAGGAAAAUAGGUCUUAAUAAUGUAUUGCUUCUCCAAAACGGUAUCACAUAUGUCAUCUGGGAGUCGCUGUACUGUCUGGGGGGAUGGGGACUGGGGAACCGGGCUGGGGGCUUCAUGGUGGGCCCUGUGUUUUGUUCAUGAGCUCCUGAGUUGAGUGCCUGGCAUGGAUUAAUCACUAGCUGAAGUUUUCCUGAUGAGAAAAGAAGAACCCAGGGAGAGGGGUUGAUGAGGUCAU
This is a messenger RNA of Arvicanthis niloticus (Nile rat), 3808 nucleotides long. It is a transcript of the gene Lsm11, whose product is annotated as LSM11, U7 small nuclear RNA associated. The record is from RefSeq and is a predicted model, not a curated record. Gene Ontology annotation, molecular function: U7 snRNA binding. NCBI's taxonomy places the organism in Eukaryota, Metazoa, Chordata, Mammalia, Rodentia, Muridae. Gene Ontology annotation, biological process: mRNA 3'-end processing by stem-loop binding and cleavage. Gene Ontology annotation, cellular component: U7 snRNP.